Messenger RNA from Aspergillus aculeatus ATCC 16872, 2621 nucleotides. RefSeq lists its product as uncharacterized. The annotation marks the transcript as partial. The record is from RefSeq and is a predicted model, not a curated record. The transcript is spliced from 3 exons. NCBI's taxonomy places the organism in Eukaryota, Fungi, Ascomycota, Eurotiomycetes, Eurotiales, Aspergillaceae.
CCCACUACCGUCAACCACCUUCAUCAUCGCUUGCUGGGCUGGGCUGGCUGGCUUGCUUACAUUUCAUCGUCAUCAUCAUUAUCAUCAUCAACUAAUCAGUCCCCUAUGAACGGCCGUUCGCGCAUGAAGUAAUUUCCCCGCAAUUUUCCCUUCAUGCUUCCCUCCCCCCUCCCGGCUAGAGAUCUGCUCUCCUCACUGCAAUCUAUACUAUCAUCCACCUCCAGUUGCUUGACAACCAUCGUUGUUCGCUCUGUUACAAGGCUUACAUCCAAGAAACUUCAUCCCAACCCCAACUCAUAAAUGAAAUAUACACUGUUUUUACCACACUCAUAAAGCAGGUACAAAGGGAGCAAGAGAGAAACAAAAUGGCCGACCUCCAUGAGGCCCUCAACUGCCUCUCGCCGACCACCUGGGACUCGAUCCCCAGCAACGACCCGGACGCUCUGCGCGCCUACCUUCACGACCUCUCCACGAAAGCGCGAUUGAUCAUCGAAUCCGUGCCCGAGCCACCGAUCGAUAAAGAAGAAAGUCCAUCUUCCGUAUCUCACACGACCAACAACAACACCCACUUACCCCCCGCCGCAGCCAUCCUCCACCCCUCCAACGCCCGCGCCUCCCAAUUCCUCACCUCCCCUACCUCUACUACUGCAACCACGACAACUUCCCCAACAUCAUCAUCAUCAUCAGCAGCAGCAGCAGCAGCAGCAGCAGCAGAACCCCAACAACAACAACAACCACAACAACCACCACUACUACCACCCCCGCCCCCCUCGAUCCCGAACAACCCCCACCACAAGGAAUGGAGCAAGCCCAUCAAGAUCUCCUCGGCCAAGGAGAACCCCCUCCACAUUCCGAUCUUCAAGCUUCCCGGCUCGGACGGCAAGGGCCACUGGUUCGGCCGCCGCAGCGUGUUCGCUGGACUGCCGUUCACGAAGUGGCACGCGAAACUGUCCGGGGAGAUGGGCCAUACGCUCCGCAUGAACCAGCAGCAGAUCCAGAAGGGGCGGCCGCCGGACCAGGCGGUGCGCGGUAUCGGGGCCGAGCGGUUGGUCGAGGAUAUCGAGGUGAAGAGUGAGGAUGGCGCAAGGGUCAUUGGUCGGGUCCAGGUGUAUCAUGUCUCCGCUAUGUUUCCGAAGCCGACGGCGGCCAGGGAUUUUGUGAGUUUGAUUGUUAGUUGGGAGGUUGUGACGGAGGGGUUUGAGGGGGUGGGUUCGAUGGAGGGAGAGGGGGCAGGGACUAAGGGGAAAGGGAAAGAGGCGAGGAGGUGGAUGAUGGUUUCGAGGCCGUGUGAACACCCUGAUGUGCCGCCGACGCAGAAUUAUAUUAGGGGGCAGUAUGAGAGUGUGGAGUUUAUUAGAGAGAUUCCGGUGUAUGAUGAGGAGGACUACGGAGAGGGUGCUGUGCAGAGAAAACUGAAUCCCGUGGAAUGGGUGAUGGUCACGAGAAGUGAUCCCGGAGGCAAUAUCCCUCGAUGGAUGGUGGAAAAGGGCACCCCCAAGAGUAUCUGUCAGGAUGCCAUCAAGUUCUUGAACUGGGCAUGUCGGGAUGAAGGCCAUAAGAAGCACGCGCAUCGCAAGUCAGGGACCGCAAGUCAUCAGCAUCAGCAUCAGCAUCAACAUGACCCUGGCGCUGAGGCUUCGGCGGAAGACGACGAGGAUAGUGUGUCUGGGGAUUCCAGUGAUUCGGACUUCUAUUCGGACACUGAAGUUGAGCAUCACGGCCUCAUUGCCAGUUUCGCAUACCUGGUCAAUGCGGGUCUGGAGCGGUAUGCUCCGCAGGCCGUCCUCGACUAUCUCCCCCACGGUCAUUCGCGACAGUCGUCGACACCAACACCCCCCACAGCAACCACUACUACCGCCAAGCCCACCGAGCCAGAGUUCAACGAUGCAGCCUCGCAAGGGAAAGCCUCCGUCGCCUUCUCCGCCAAUUCGGCUUUCGACUCCGCCGUCGAAGCCCCUCCCAAUGUCUCCGCCAUCGAACAAAUGACACUCAACAAGAAGGGGAAACUCUCAUCCCACGAGAAGCAACUGGCCAAGCUGGCGGAGCGCAAACGCAACGUCGAGGCGCAGCUGGACCGCGUUCGCUCGGAGAUCCAGGCCCUGCAUGUCGAGACCACACCAGCUUCGCCCCCACAAACCGCAACAGCUGAGGGCGGGGUCGGCAACAGCAGCAGCAACAAUAACAACAAGCGAGACAAGGCAUCAGCAGCGGCGCUGGCCGCGGCUGGCGACGUAGGCAGCGAGCAACUCAGCAGCAGCCCGGGCAGCAGCGUGCACCGGGGGGUGGCGUCCAGCGGUGGCAACAAUCACCACCACAACCGUCAUGAGGCCGCGCGUGCGCACAAGGUGGCGUCCGGCUUGUUCAAUGAGGAGUCGAAGCUGCUGAAGCAGCUGGGCAAGAUCGAAAAGGACCAGGUGAAGGAGGCAUCGAAGAUCGAGGCGCGGCAGCAAAAGCACGCCGAGAAGCAGGAGAAGUCGCGGGCCCGGGGCGAGGCGGAUGCGCUCCGGCGAGAGGUCGAGCUGCUGAAGAAGGAGGUCGAUCGGCUGCGGUCGGAGCGCAAGCAGUGGUUGGAUCUGAUCGGGUCGCUGCAGGCGGAAAAUACGAGGUUGGCGGCGCAGCAG